Molecule: messenger RNA, 468 nt
Organism: Thlaspi arvense
Lineage: Eukaryota; Viridiplantae; Streptophyta; Magnoliopsida; Brassicales; Brassicaceae
Source: the annotation of a GenBank genome assembly
AUGGAUAGAGAGAAGCUGAAAUCGGUUCUCUCUCAUCUACUUGCCGAUCCGAUUCUCGCCGACGUUCCGAGGAAUCCAACUCUUUCGGAUGUCGUCACUCUCGUCAGCCUUGAAAAGGGAAGCGCUAUGCGUCUCUCCAUCGUCAAGCUCGAUGGCUCUUCACUUGAUGUGGCGGUCAUGAAUUCAGCUACUUUGAAGGAUCUGAAGCUUUUGAUCAAGAAGAAAGUUAACGAAAUGGAGCAAGCAAGCAUGGGUCAUCGUCACAUUUCUUGGAAGCAUGUAUGGUCAAACUUCUGCCUUUCGAGCAAUGGUGAGAAGUUGCUUGACGACGACGCUCUUCUUCAGGAUGUCGGAAUCCGGAACAAUUCUCAGGUUGCCUUCGUUCCAUACGUGAUGAAGAAGGGUCCUGGAAGACACGCAAAGAGGAAGAAGCAUCGUCUCUUUCGUUCACUCCACAAGACUUCUUGA